Messenger RNA from Rotaria sordida, 525 nucleotides. The record is from the annotation of a GenBank genome assembly. Lineage: Eukaryota; Metazoa; Rotifera; Eurotatoria; Philodinida; Philodinidae.
AUGGCACAGCGUACGGCUAAUUGGCAUCAUUUGAGCACCAAUGUAUUGUCGAAAUUAGGCUUGCAUGUACCAAACAUGAUCAUGGUUGACAUUACAAAUGGAGUUCAUCGUGCUGUCGCACUGUUUCUUCUUCAGUUACGACAAACAUUUCAAGAAUAUUCGAUUCGUAUCCAGCAAACAUCAUAUUCACAAUCGAAGACAGGCCGUUCAUACAAUGUUGAACAACAUCGUUUGCCGCAAAUUCAAACGACAACAAGACAAGUUGCCAUUCCACCUGGCAGUACACGUACCAAUUCGUCUGGUAUUACAGGUGCUAACCAUAGUGUCGAUUGUCUAGCUCCCUGUAAAGAAGCAUUGCGACUUAAAGACGAAGAACUCUGUGAACUUCGAGAAAAAGUGAAAACAUAUGAAAAGCUGCUCCGAGAAAAAGUAAAACUGUAUGAAAAGCUUCUUCGUACUAAAAAUAAUCGAAUUCAAGAAUUGGAAAUGCGACUUGGAAAGGUGAAAGUUAAACGACGACCGUAG